UCCUCUUGUGUUGCUCCUUAAAUUGUUUUCAAUCAAACGGUGUCAAAAAUUUGAUGAAAUCCAAGUCCUUUGCCAAACUGCAGCAAAAAAGGCUACACAACAAAUAAAGCACUAGUUUAAGAAAUAAGAAUUGUGAAUAUGAUGAAUUAAAAUAGUGAAACAAGAUAAAAAUAAAUUUGAGUAAAAAUGUCAAUGGUCACAGAACACAGUGGGAAAGGUUACGCACCUCUUCCUCAAAGCAUGAGCAAUACCGAUACAGAGAACGAGGAUGAGGACCUCGGCAGUCCUGCUUACAGGUUGCAGAAACAAUCAAAUCAACCCUUGAAACUCGAUGGCUCUGCUGUAAUGCCAGAAAAUGGAAGAUUCCAUCCUCUUGACGAAACUAAAAACCUUGCUAAUAGACUGAGGAAUGGUCGUAAUACUAAUAAUUUGGGUUACUGCAGUGAUGAUAUUCCCAUCAUGGUCGUUGACCAGGAUGCCAAUGACGAUUUGUGGAAAAGACCACAUAUGUCCUUUUUCAGGCAAUUGUUUUUAGCUGCCUCAAUACUCCUCUGUAUUGCAACAAUCCUAAUUUUCCUGUAUGUCAUUCCCUGUGAAGAUGACGAUAGCCCACCACUGGCUAUUCAAAAUCGACCAGCUUUACUCUGGGAAAAAAGUCUUCAGGGCAUUGAACUACAUGGACCCAUCUCUGUUGUUCCUGGCACACCUUAUAACUUGAUAUUCAUGUAUCGAGAUCAGCAGUAUGGCAAGGCAGAACCUGGGUCGCAGAGUCCAAAGGUGGGAUCCGAAGGAGGUGGAGUUAUUUCUGUACAUGGUGGUAAAGGUCUAACUUUAUGGUGGGUUCCACUGUCACCUGUGCCCACGGAAAUAGACUGCGUAAGUCUGGACGUUGAUGGUUCUGGAAAAGCUGAUUGUCUUGUUGUGGGAGAGCAUGGGCUGCUUGCAAGCAUUGAGCCGAUUGCUGGAACUCGACAGUGGACUUCAAACGUCCAUACGCAUUCAAAACUGCCUGUAUUCCUGCCGGAUAUAGAUGGAGAUGCAAUUGACGAUCUCCUGAGUGUAGAGGUCGGUGAAGGGAGCCUAGGAAUCGCGCUUAUUUCUGGGAAGAAUGGUCACUUACUUGGACGUCAGCUGAGGCCAGAUUGUAGACGCAUUCAUAUUUACAGCAUUGAUUUGGAGGGGACUGUCUCUUAUCUUUGUCACGAUUCGAACGGUAAACAAUCUAUGAAAUCGUUGUCCCUGAAGGACCUCUUCAAAGGGAUCAACUACAUCCAGGUGAAAAAGAAGCUGGCGGCUAAGUUGAAGGGAUUACCUAAUCCUUUCGUUAUCCCAGAACGUAAUCCUGAUCACAGUACCUGGGUAUUGACACCGUUUCAUCAGCUAUCUGUUGAACGCCACGGAGCUUGCCCAGGGGAUCUUUGCAAGUCAAAAAUGAACAUAACUUUUCAAGGAAUUACCAAUGAAUCACAUUCAAUCUGGAACAGUUCUGGACCCAAUCUGUACGCUAUGGAUCCAGUGAUACUUAACCAGGUCGACAAGCCUCUAAUCACAGGAUUUGUCAUGAAAUUCUGGCAGUGGAAUGGGCAGGGUUCUCAGCUCGACAAAAUGAACUCUAGCAUUAUUUCGAGGUCGAUAACAGAGAGGACUUUAGUAGUUAUAAUAAAUCAGACCGAAGUUCAAGCUGUCAAUGCCAGUCAGACUGAAAUCAGCCAGAUAUGCAAUAAUGCAGAUUGCCAACCAAGUUCAAAACUCCAGAGCCAAUCACUCGUUGUUGCUGAUCUCAACGAAGAUGGUUCAAGAGAAUUAAUUAGCUACCAAACUUCAUACGAAAUUGACAAAUUUCAGGUCUUGAAAUCCAAAAUACAGGUGGUCAAACUUGAUUCGGAAGUCGCAAAACUGACCGAGGUAGUUAUAGCCUGAAAAAUUCAUUUUUUAAAUUUGAAUAAGCCAUUUCAUGUUAUAAAAAACAAGAUCUAAUUAUUCUCAACAAAGCUUCAGUCCUAGUCAAAUUUUUAUCGCUCUUAAGCUAAAAAUUGUGCGAUAAAAAUACUUCUGACAGUAUGAGUAGACUUUUUAAAACACUCCUAUAUUUUCUAGUCGAACGCAUCAAAUUACUAAUUUGUAUUAAGAUUCUAGUUUGUCGUCUUGUGUGUUUUUUAAUUGUAUUUUUCUCGCCACAACUGUCUGUAUAAAGUUUGAGGUGAUAGUAAAAAUUAUUUCUGUACAAAGAAAUAUCAUAUCCAA
Molecule: messenger RNA, 2244 nt
Organism: Athalia rosae (coleseed sawfly)
Lineage: Eukaryota; Metazoa; Arthropoda; Insecta; Hymenoptera; Athaliidae
Exons: 3
Coding region: 187-1920 (577 amino acids)
Source: RefSeq, a predicted model, not a curated record